Notodromas monacha is the source of this 2072-nucleotide messenger RNA. The record is from the annotation of a GenBank genome assembly. Lineage: Eukaryota; Metazoa; Arthropoda; Ostracoda; Podocopida; Cyprididae.
UAUUUGAAAUGUGCAGGUUUGUUGUUGCACUUGACAAGUGCACAACGCAAUUGUUUUUUUUCCUUGAUCUUGUUUUGUUGCAACACAUCCGUGAUACGUUGAGUGAGAAAUAGUUUCGAAUUUAUCUGUGAUUGAAAGAAAGAGAGAGGAACAGAAUGUCGGGGUUCCUCAGAAGAAGCAUUAUCAGCUGCUUAUUGAAGCCAGCAAAUAAAUCCGUGAUUAUUCAAUUCAAGAUGAUGUCGCUAGGCGGGUCGGCGUCGACCAGUCUGAACAAGACUGUGACUGCCAAGUACAUGAGCAUCCCUCAGCCCAAGGACAAGGUGCGGGUGCUCUACGUGUGGAUCGACGGGACCGGGGAAAACGUUCGCUGCAAGAAUAGGACCGUCGACUUCAUUCCAAAAGAUCCUUCUCAGUUGCCAACAUGGAAUUACGACGGAAGUUCGACUUACCAAGCGGAAGGAAGCAACUCGGACGUUUACUUGCACCCCGUCAGAAUCUACAAGGAUCCAUUCCUUCUGGGAGAUAAUAAAAUUGUCCUUUGUGACACUUACAAAUAUAACAAGAAGCCAACCGAAAGCAACAACCGAGCAGCAUGCCUGGAGACCAUGAACAAAGUGAAGCAACUGGAACCCUGGUUUGGCAUCGAGCAGGAAUACACACUGUUGGACAUUGACAGACAUCCCUUUGGCUGGCCCAAGAAUGGCUUCCCUGGCCCUCAGGGCCCCUAUUACUGCGGGGUUGGAGUGGACAAGGUUUACGGCCGAGACAUUGUCGAGUCCCACUACACUGCUUGUCUCUAUGCUGGGGUUCAGAUUUGUGGAACGAACGCAGAAGUCAUGCCAGCUCAGUGGGAAUUCCAAGUGGGACCCGGAGCGGGCAUCAAGGCAGCCGAUGACCUGUGGAUGGCUCGUUAUUUGCUGCAUCGGGUCGCUGAGGACUACGGGGUCAUCGUCACUUUCGACCCGAAGCCGAUGGAGGGCGACUGGAACGGCGCCGGGGCGCACACCAACUUCUCCACCAAGACCUGUGGAUGGCUCCCGAUGGAGGGCGACUGGAACGGCGCCGGGGCGCACACCAACUUCUCCACCAAGGCGAUGCGAGAAGACGGAGGCAUCACGGAAAUCGAAAAGGCGAUCGACAAGUUGUCGAGGCACCACGUGAGGCAUAUCAAGGCCUAUGACCCGAAGCAGGGCAAGGACAACGAGAGGCGCUUGACUGGCAGACACGAGACCUCGUCCAUCCACGACUUCUCUGCGGGUGUGGCAAACCGAGGUACAAGCAUCAGGAUUCCUCGAGGAGUCGCGGAGGAAAAGAAGGGCUACUUGGAAGAUCGUCGCCCGUCGUCCAACUGCGACCCGUACUCGGUUUGCGAAGUGCUCGUUCGCACUUGUUGUCUGGAAAACUAAACCAACAAGCUACCUCAACCAACUGAACGACGUUUCAACAUAUAAGCAGAAGGGGAAGAACGAAAUUUGAGACACCUUCAAUUGAUAUUCUACGAAAGAACAUCACGGUUGGAUCUGUUAAAUCAUACGAGAGGCGAUAUUAUUUGUUUCGGUACGAAAGCUGUGUGGGUCGAUCACCGCGGAAUUUGCUUCCUCGAAUGCACAGAAUGAAUUCAAGACACCUUUCCGAUGCCGAUGGAUCUUAUUUUGGAAAAUUCACUUCAGUUUUUUUCAAUGACUGAUUGGUUUUUUUGUUGCUCUGGAGUAUUUCACGGGAUUCCGAAUUUUCGUUCCCGGUGCUGAACAGUGACCCGAGUUUUGGUUUGUCUUUCAUGGGAAAUCUUCAUCACAAGUUUUUAAACUGGAGUGUAACUUAUUUCCCUUCUCCCGAAGUCCUCCUUGAUGGAAAACAGGGUUUCCUUCGUGCAUUCAUUCGAGAAAAAAUAAUCUGUUGUAAAUACGAGAAACUCUGUAUGCUUCGUAGAAUAUAGUGAUUAUUUGAAAAUUUGAAUAGGUUUCCUGCAAAUGUUUUACACUUGGUUCCGUGCGACGUUGAGGAUGGCCAAAGAUUCUCUGGUUCAGUUGAAAAAAGAUUUGUAAAAAAAUAAGACUGGAUUUAGCUAUGUG